AAAACUCAUAGGUUGAGAUAAAAUAAACCAGUUUAGUGACUGUAAUAAAACAAUAACAAUAAUAGAAAGUACAAAUGGGUGAUGCACAAGGCGAUUGCUCAGCACCCACCGACCGAUACCCAGCCAGCGCCCCCGACAGAACGGAGAUCCUGCCGUCACAACACACAGCUCUGGGGCUGUGUUUCCUCCCAGCUGGAGAAAAUUAACUCUAUCCCAGCUGAAACCAGGACACUGUUGUAGCAGAUUAAAGCUACUCUGCGAGUGUGGGAGAGAACUGGACACGGGCGAGCAAACGCUUCAGCUGAACCCCCCACGGUCCCUCAACCACUUCCCUCCAUUUUUGAGGAUGGCAGAGGGAGUCCCCAGCAGCCCCAGGGUGGUUUGGGAGGAGGUGGGGGCUCUCCAGGAGAGCAGCUCUCUUCCAGAGCCCUGUGAGGUGUCCACAGUCCAGACCCUGCAGAUGGGUGAGUAGAGGGCUCCCCAGGGCUGGCUCGAUGCCGGGACCCCAUUUCCUCGGCGUGGGGCCAUUUAAAGCUCUUCGCCACCUGGGAGGCUCGUUGGGAAGGUGGCACGUCCUACUGACUCUUCCUUGUUACCUGUAGGCGAGACACUGACGGAGGAGGAUGCAGAGCUCACAGAGCUCCAACCAAGACGGGAUUCUGAGAGCACCUCAUUGCUUUCUUUGCUUGACAGCAGCGACAUGACAAUGGUGUCUGGUGAAUACCUCCAGCCUUCUCAGAGGAUGGACAUUCUCCUCGUGGCCAUUGAGGCCUUGACGGCAGACGAUGCCAGUGACAGGCAGAUGGGCAGUGACAUCGUGGACAUGGCCGUGAGGGACCCCGCGUCCUGGCUGAUGAAUGUGCCAAAAGUGAUGAGAUACAUCCACAAAAAUGUGGAGCACGUCUGCACAGAGCCAGCCCGGAACAGCCUGGACUCACUGCUGCUGCUGCUGACCAGCUGGAGCUCCAGGGAGGUGGUCAGGAGCCUGCUGAGCAUCUCUCCAACAUGUGACAGCGCUGCCAUGGCCAUGUGGGAGGUGAUGAUCUCCAUGCCCUGGGAUUUAUUGACCAUCUUGUCGGAGCUGGUCAGCGUGCUGGAGGACUGCCGGGAGCGCAGGGUGUUCAGCUCUGCCGUGGAUGACGCCUGCAUCUACCCCUUGGCUCUCCUAGUCUGCACUGACAUUGAUGACAAGGACUUUGCUGCCCUCUACAGUGCGCAGAGGUUCCUGAGGCAUCCCAGCCCGGUGAUGCUCUCGCUGGUGCUCACGGGCCUCACCACACUUUCAAAAACACCCGAAACGGCAAGGAAAAUGCUGGUGCUGCUGCCCGACAUCACGGAGAACUUUCUGGCAGCCAACGCUGAUGUCAGGAUGAAGGCCCUGAUUCUCUUCAUCAACAUGAUGGGUCACAUGAAGAGGGAAGAGGCCAACCUCAUCUCCCUGAGGCUGGCAGAGAAGCUCCUGCCCCUCUUUGAUGAUGAGUGCAGCCGGGUGCGGGAGCUCUCCAUCCGCCUCUUCAAAGACGUGAUGAAGACCAUGGUGGGGAGAAACAAGAGAAAAAUGAUGAAGACAGCACAGAGUAUCCUGGUCCCACUGUUAUUCCGUAUGAGUGACAAGGUUGAGAGCGUGGCCAAGGCUUCCCGGGACACCCUCAGCGCCUGUGGAGACUUCCUGGGCUGGAGGACGCUCAGCUCCAUGGCCAAGACAUGGCAGACAGACCUGAUUGGACAGUGCUUGAUAACACACAGGAAGAGCAGGGUGGACGAAUACCUGCUGCAGUGCCUGCCCUACUUGAAGGAUCCUCAGGCCACUGUGCGGGAGGCAGCCGUCAGGUUCAUCGGUCUUGCUGUGCGGCACCGGAGGACCCUCAUCCAGGAGAGUGUGGGGGACAUCUGUGAUGGUGAGUAG
Molecule: messenger RNA, 1906 nt
Organism: Athene cunicularia (burrowing owl)
Lineage: Eukaryota; Metazoa; Chordata; Aves; Strigiformes; Strigidae
Product: maestro heat-like repeat-containing protein family member 7
Exons: 11
Coding region: 701-1906 (401 amino acids)
Cellular component (GO): cytoplasm
Source: RefSeq, a predicted model, not a curated record